AUGUUGAAAACGACACUUACUACUUUCCAUGCCUUGAAUGUGAUAUUGCAGCAGCAAUAUUGUAAAAAGGUUUUUCAGAAAUAUUCUAAACUAAUCUCAUUUCUUUUGGUGGCUGAGCAACAUAAUUCUCUUUUAAUAAAAAAUUAUGAAGCUCGUCCCACUGGAGCUGCUCCAUUACCAGAGGCAAAUGUGGUGGGAGUACAUUAUCAAUCUGAAGUAAAAAGAGAUGAUCAUUGGGGCUAUAAUAAUGCACGGGGAUUUGAUAAAGAUAAGAGACGACACACUAAUCGUCGAGGUGGUGGUCAUAAUAAAAGGGAGAACAAUAUGAGUUCUCAAAAUAACCCCUCAAAAUGUAAUUUUCGUCGUUGUGGCAUGAAAUUCCAUUGGAAGAAUGAAUGUCUCACACAUGAGCAUUUUGUAAGGCUCUAUCAAAAUUCCUUUAAAAAGAAAGGAAAUAAAAGUGGUGCUUCCUCUUCCAAUGCUCGAGUUGAGUCACAUAUGACUCUUAAAGAUGAUGAUAACCCGGGAACAUCUCAGAAAUAUGAUAAGGAUGUUGAAGCAAAUUUGGCUUUAAGGAUGAUGUUUUUGAUGGCCUUGGUGAAAUUACUCAUAUGGAAGUUGAUGAAUUUUUUGGAAAUCGAAACUGAUGUUUGA
Messenger RNA from Solanum lycopersicum (tomato), 654 nucleotides. RefSeq lists its product as uncharacterized. The record is from RefSeq and is a predicted model, not a curated record. NCBI's taxonomy places the organism in Eukaryota, Viridiplantae, Streptophyta, Magnoliopsida, Solanales, Solanaceae.